This is a messenger RNA of Acaulospora colombiana, 492 nucleotides long. NCBI's taxonomy places the organism in Eukaryota, Fungi, Glomeromycota, Glomeromycetes, Diversisporales, Acaulosporaceae. The record is from the annotation of a GenBank genome assembly.
UCUGGAAAAGGUGCUGGAAAGACCGGUGGAAAGGGAAAGGGUGGCAAGGCCUCUACUGGACCUGCUGCUACUGAUAAGGGUGCUUCUCGUUCGAGCCGUGCUGGUCUCCAAUUCCCAGUCGGUCGUAUUCACAGGAUGUUGAAGAGGGGCAACUAUGCCCAACGUGUCGGUGCUGGUGCUCCAGUUUAUCUCGCUGCCGUCCUCGAGUACUUGGCUGCUGAGAUUUUGGAACUCGCCGGAAACGCUGCUCGUGAUAACAAGAAGCAACGUAUCGUCCCUCGUCACUUGCAACUCGCCAUCAGGAAUGAUGAGGAGUUGAACAAAUUGCUCGGUGAUGGUAAGGAUCAUGUCCUAAACGUAAAAGACUUUAAACUCAUUCAUUUCCAGUCGUCAUCUCCCAAGGUGGUGUCGUCCCCCAUAUCGCCCCAGAAUUGCUCCCAAGUGCAGGCAAGCGUGGAUUGGAAAGCCAGGAAAUCUAAAAAGUUCAUUUCG